Sphaeroforma arctica JP610 is the source of this 235-nucleotide messenger RNA. RefSeq lists its product as hypothetical. The transcript is spliced from 2 exons. The record is from RefSeq and is a predicted model, not a curated record. The annotation marks the transcript as partial. NCBI's taxonomy places the organism in Eukaryota, Ichthyosporea, Ichthyophonida.
UGACAUUGAACUCAUUGGAGCGGAUGGCUUCUUCCAUGUGCCGCACGGUGCCAGGGCGCAGAGUAUGGUGCCGUCUAUGCGCACACAUCGAGCAUCCAUUCCAUAUCCUCUGCCUGAGGCCGCCGACUCUUGCCUGCUUGCCAAUGAGAUUCUGCGGGUUCUGACCGACAACUCUUACUCAGAGGCUGUGAAGCAUCAAUACCUCAUAUCACUAAAGGAAGAAUGGUUCAAGUAA